AUGGUCCUCAAGGCUUUAAACAUGGACGUAGACGAGAAAUGCACUGUGGCGAAGGGACCGUACAAAACAAUACCGGUGACCAUCCGCAACUGCACUGAGAAGGAGGUGGUGCACCCUCACGCCAGUUUCGGCCAGUUCGUACAAUGGCACGCCGAGAUCUUUAACUCCUCUGGGAAAACACUUAUUCAAUUCAAUUACACUGUGUUGAAGCCGAUGGAAACUGCCAAGGGUCCGUACAGAACUACACCAGUGAUUAUCCGCAACUGCACUGAGAAGGAGGUGGUCCACCCUCACGCCAGUUUCGGCCAGUUCAUACAAUGGCACGCCAAGAUCUAUAACUCUUCUGGGAAAACAUUCGUUCGAUUCAAUUAUACUGUAUUGAAACCGAUGGAAACUGUCAAGGGAAAAGUACGAUCCUCCUUUUGGGAAGACAACCAGUGGAAACUACGAUUGCUUAUACCAGGAUUUAGCUGCCUUAGAGCUAUUACUCGAAACAUCGCCCAGGCCCUGAAGUUUAAAAUAAAUAGUAAAUGCACUAUUACUGAGGGUUCAAGCACUGUUGACCGAUUUGACUACGACGCUUUGCACCAAGCUUGGGAACCCGAGACGGAAUACGGUCGGUGGACGUGGCAGUAUGAAUUAACUUCGAUCUUUGGACACGGCUAG
Molecule: messenger RNA, 666 nt
Organism: Ostrinia furnacalis (Asian corn borer)
Lineage: Eukaryota; Metazoa; Arthropoda; Insecta; Lepidoptera; Crambidae
Exons: 6
Coding region: 1-666 (221 amino acids)
Source: RefSeq, a predicted model, not a curated record